Equus quagga is the source of this 1065-nucleotide messenger RNA. RefSeq names its product receptor activity modifying protein 1 (gene RAMP1). Gene Ontology annotation, biological process: intracellular protein transport; regulation of G protein-coupled receptor signaling pathway; receptor internalization. Gene Ontology annotation, cellular component: signaling receptor complex; membrane; cell surface. The coding region runs from base 230 to 676 and encodes 148 amino acids. Gene Ontology annotation, molecular function: coreceptor activity. Lineage: Eukaryota; Metazoa; Chordata; Mammalia; Perissodactyla; Equidae. The transcript has 3 exons. The record is from RefSeq and is a predicted model, not a curated record.
CCACUUGCGGGAGGGUCGGGUCGCUGUCGGCCGCUUCCACCCGUCCCGGCGCCCCGGCCCGCAGGUACUGGCCGCCCGGUUCCCUGCCGCCGGCCCUCCCGCGCGGUCCCAGCGCCCCCCUCCGCCCCCGGGCGCCGCAGGGGGCCGGCCGCCGCCUCCCCAGCUCCCGCCCCCGGCGCCGCAGCGGGCUCAGUCCUCGGCGGGCGGACUCGGCUCGGCAGCGCGCGCCAUGGCCCAGGACCUGCGCGGCCUCCCGCGGCGCGGCCUCUGGCUGCUCCUGGUGCAUCACCUCUUCCUGGCCACCGCCUGCCAGGACGCGGACUACAGCACCCUCCUCCAGGAGUCCUGCCUCGCCCAGUUCAAGGUGGACAUGGAGGCCAUCGGGAAGACGCUGUGGUGUGACUGGGGCAAGACCAUCGGGAGCUACAGGGAGCUCACAGAGUGCACCAGCCACGUGGCGAAAAAAGUGUUCUGCUUCUGGCCCAAUGCGGUGGUGGACAAGCUCUUCGUAGCGAUCCACCAGCGCUACUUCAGAAACUGCUCCGUCUCCGGCAGGGCCGUGCGGGACCCGCCCAGCAGCGUCCUCUGCCCCUUCAUCGUGGUGCCCAUCCUGGUGACCCUGCUUGCGACGGUGCUGGUGGUCUGGAGGAGCAAGUGCCCCGAGGGCAUCGUGUAGGCGGGGGGCCUCGGGGCUGCCCAUGCACUGAGGCUGCAGGGCAGGCAGGGAGGGUGGGGGGGGGGAGCCAUGGGCCUGGCCCCGUGACAGCAUCCUGGGCCUCACAUCAGACCAGGCCCCAAAUCCCUCUUCUUCUGCCCGAGAAGAGCUAACGGGAUUGUGGAGUGAUGGUGGCGCGGGCGUUAACCUGGAAGCCCCAUGGCAGGAGCUGGAAGCAACCCUAGGAAGGGGACCCCAGGGGCCAGGAGGGAGCAGGGGGAUAAGCGCCAUUAUUUCUGGGGCAGGUUCCGAGCUCUGUCUCCCAAUGUGUUGAUAAACGACCCUCAGCUUUGUUCCACCCUCUGGCCAGACUGUGGAUAAGUAGAUUGUGAUUAAAAAGAUGUCCUGGA